Molecule: messenger RNA, 5639 nt
Organism: Megalobrama amblycephala (Wuchang bream)
Lineage: Eukaryota; Metazoa; Chordata; Actinopteri; Cypriniformes; Xenocyprididae
Gene: fhod3a
Product: formin homology 2 domain containing 3a
Biological process (GO): actin filament network formation; sarcomere organization; cortical actin cytoskeleton organization
Cellular component (GO): cytoplasm; cytoskeleton
Molecular function (GO): actin filament binding
Source: RefSeq, a predicted model, not a curated record
UCCGCGGGGGGCGUCCGGCUGUCCCGCACCUUCACGCGCCCGUGACACAGACGGACACUCGCGCUCAGCACAGAACAGUAACGGGCGCGCGCAGCUUCUGCAUUCCCCGGUCUGUCUUAUUUCCGCGGAUCCGCCGAAGGUCUGCGUUGUUGUCGUUACCGACGCGCUUGGAAACAGCCGCGAUAGUUACGGCGGCCCGUGCAUGGAUGCAUCAUGUCUUCGUUUGUGUGCCGGGUUCAGUUUUUAGACGACACCGAUCCGUUCAACAGCACCAAUUUCCCGGAACCGACCAGACCUCCUCUCUACACCUUCAGAGAAGAUAUUCCUCUCAUCAAUCAGAUCGCAGGAGUGCACAGACUCCUCAAAGCUCCUCACAAGCUCGAUGACUGCGCUCUGCAGCUCUCACACACCGGUGUGUAUCUGGAUCUGGAGUCGACGCUGGACGAGCAGAGAGAUGAACUGGAGGGAUUUCAGCAGGACGACUGCGGAGGGAGGGGGAAGAAGCACAGUGUGGUUUUACGGACUCAGCUGAGCGUCCGUGUUCACGCGUGUAUCGAGAAGCUGUAUAACUCAAAUGGCCGUGACCUGAGGAGGGCGCUGUUUUCCCUCAAGCAGAUAUUCCAGGACGAUAAGGACCUGGUGCAUGAGUUCGUGAUGGCUGAAGGUCUCACGUGUUUGAUCAAGGUCGGCGCUGAAGCGGAUCAGAACUACCAGAACUACAUCCUCAGAGCGCUCGGUCAGAUCAUGCUGUAUGUGGACGGGAUGAAUGGGGUCAUAGGUCACCCCGAGACCAUCGAGUGGCUCUACCUGCUCAUCGGCUCAAAGUUUCGUCUGGUGGUGAAGACGUGUCUGAAGCUGCUGCUGGUGUUUGUGGAGUAUUCAGAGUCCAACGCUGCGCUGCUCAUCCAGGCCAUCAGCGCGGUGGACACUCAGAGAGGCUGUAAGCAGUGGUCAAACGCGAUGGAGAUUUUAGCGGAGAAGGACGGUGUGGACACAGAGCUGCUGGUGUAUGUGAUGACCCUCAUCAACAAGACGCUGGCGGCGCUGCCCGAUCAGGACUCCUUCUAUGACAUGGUGGAUGUUCUGGAGGAGCAGGGCAUGGAGAACGUGUCCCAGCGCUAUCUGGGCCGCAAGGGAACCGACCUGGACCUGCUGGAGCAGCUCAACAUCUAUGAGGCGACUCUUCGUCACGAGGACGGUGAUGAGGAUGGUCUGCCUCCGUCCUGCGCUCGGCGGGACAGACGGCGCUCCAGCGUCGGCCCAGGAGAGAGGCGGGGCUUGGAGAGACGCCGCAGUCGCAGGCAUUCAUUGGGCAGGUCAGGCCACGCCUCCCCGCUCAGCCCCGCCUCCCCACACCGCUCAAAGUUUAACGGACAGGAGAUCAACGAGAGGUCAUUUUCUGCUGUGAGUUCUCCAUCUACACCAAACAAACAACAGAACGAACGGCCUGCUCUCGGCGGCCUCAUCUCCUCCUCGUACCGGCAGCAUCAGGAGUCUCUGGCCGCGGAGAGAGAGAGACGGCGUGUGGAGCGAGAGGAGCGACUGCAGAGGAUCGAGAGAGAGGAGCGCAAUCGACAGAGUCGGGACUAUGUGUCGAACAUGGAGGAGGCCAGACACGCUCGAGAGGAGAGGUUUAAGACGGCGGAGCGACUGGCCGCGGAGGAGUUCGAGCGAGAGCGACUGCGUUCAGCACCUCGAGGUCUCAGCCUCACUCUGAGCCCGACGGACACCUGUCAAUCAUCCCGCAGCGACACGCCCUCCCCUGUGACAUCACAGGAUGAGCAGGACACACCGGUCACGUCGUACCCGCCCUCUGAACCAGACACUAAUGAUCUAGAACCGGAUGUGGAGGCGAGUCUAGAACCGGAGGAGAAGCUUACAGAACCCAGAGAAGAACCGGAAGAGGAAGUGGAGGAGAUUAGUGCCGAACAGGAAGUGGGCGGGGCCGAGGAGCAGGUUGCAGAGGAAGAGGAAGAGGAGGGGUCUGAACGGGAAGCGCCGGACGGAGAGGCGGAGGACAGCGGGAUCUUGAGUGAUAAAGAACGACAGAACGAAGAAGUAAACGAGAAGGAUAACUGCUCUGCCUCCAGCAUAUCUUCAGCCAGCAGCACACUAGAAAGGGAAGAUCGACUCAGUGCAGGUGCAGAGACAGCAGGUCAGUGGCCUGUGAAUGACCAGCGAAACAAGAUCCUCGACAGCAAACUCUUCAUGCUGGACAUGCUCUACUCACAGAGCAAAAAACCCUCGGAGGAAGACGAGGAAGAAGAGGAGCUGGGCGAGGACAAAGAGCGAGACGGAAAUGAGAAAGAGCAGGCUGAGGAUUCGUCCGUGUCGACGCAGGACACAACGGCACAGGAAGAGAACGUCUGUACGACUGAAGGAGAAAAGAAAGUGGAGAACCAGAGCAAUGUACGGGCGUUCGCCGAGCGCUUUGGAGAUCUGGUAAAAGGUCUCACUUCUCCACCAAUAGAAACGCAGGAACCUCCUCCACAACCUCCUCCGCCACCUCCGAAAAAGGAGUCGGACUGCAUAUGGGACCAGCUGAUGGCGAGUCCGCGGGAUCUGCGCAUCGGUGACAUCGACUUCACCGAUCUCGGAGACGAGGAUGAUCAGGACGUCCUGGACUCCGGAAGUUUAUUGAGCUCUGGAGAUCUGCUGGCUCCGCCUCCUCCUCCACCCUGUCCAUUUAACCUCCCGGCCCCGCCCCCAAUGUUCGCCUGCCCUCCGCCCCCUCCCGUCUUCAGCAUCCGCAUGCCUCCCCCUCCGUGCUUCUCCAACCAGGCUCCGCCCCCUCCUCAGCAGCAGGCGGAGCAACCGCCGCUCUUCCAGAAGAAGAAGAAGACCAUCAGGCUGUUCUGGAGCGAAGUCCGGCCCGCCGACUGGAUCUUCCGCAACCACAAACGGAGCCAAGAGUCGCUCUGGUCCAGACUUGAACCUGUCAAACUUGACACCUCUAAACUUGAGCAUCUGUUUGAGAGCAAAUCCAAGGAGAUGCCCGCGGCUAAGAAAACCGCAGCAGAUGGGAAGCGCCAGGAGAUUAUUGUUCUGGAUUCCAAACGCAGCAACUCCAUCAACAUCGGCCUGACGGUUCUUCCGCCACCGCGCACCAUCAAAACUGCCAUACUGAACUUUGACGAGUAUGCGCUCAACAAAGAGGGCAUCGAGAAAAUCCUGACGAUGAUUCCCACAGAAGAAGAGACGCAGAAGAUCCAGGAAGCUCAGCUGGCGAAUCCUGACAUUCCGCUGGGCAGCGCGGAGCAGUUCCUCCUGACGCUGUCCUCCAUCAGCGAGCUCUCGGCGCGCCUGCAGCUCUGGGCCUUCAAACUCGACUAUGAAGCCACGGAGAAGGAAGUGGCUGAGCCACUACAGGACCUGAAGGAGGGCAUGGAUCAGCUGGAGAAAAACAAAACUCUGCGGUUUAUCCUGUCCACUCUGCUGGCGAUUGGAAACUUCCUGAAUGGCACAAACGCUAAAGGCUUCGAUCUGAGCUAUCUGGAGAAGGUUCCUGAAGUGAAGGACACGGUCCAUAAACAGUCUCUCCUGCAUCACGUCUGCAGUCUCGUGGUGGAGAACUUCCCCGAGAGCACGGACCUGUACUCGGAGAUCGGAGCCGUCACACGCUCCGCCAAGGUGGAUUUUGAGCAGCUGCAGGAGAGCCUGACUCAGAUGGAGUGGCGCUGCAAAGCAUCAUGGGACCACCUGAAAGUCAUCGCAAAGCACGAGAUGAAGCCGGUGCUGAAGCAGAAGAUGUCGGACUUCCUGAAGGACUGCGCCGAGAGGAUCAUCAUCCUCAAAAUAGUCCACCGCAGAAUCAUGAACAGGUUUCAUUCGUUCCUGCUGUUCCUGGGUCAUCCGGCCUACAGCGUUCGGGAAAUCAGCGUGACUCGCUUCAGCAAGAUCAUCAGCGAGUUCGCGCUGGAGUACCGGACCACACGCGACCGCGUCCUGCAGCAGAAACAGAAGCGGGCCGACCACAGAGAGAGGAACAAGACGCGCGGCAAGAUGAUCACGGACAUCAACACACAGACGGAUGAUGAAGAGGACAGUGAGGCGGGUCGUGUGUGUGUGAGCAGCAGCAGCGCUCCUCCCGUAGGGCCGCAGACGGAGCCGCAGGGUUUGAGUCACGCUGAAGAAGCGGCCGAACACGAGCAGAUGAAGGCCGUGCUGAAGACCAGCCUGCAGAGCAGCGACAGCGACAGCACCGUGGUGCCGGGCCUGCGGACACGCAUACGCACACGAGCCAGCAGAGGUCGAACCCCAUUAGCAGCUGCGAACGAAGAGUCCCAGUGUGGGACAGAUGACGCUGCCGACGAGAUCAUGGAGAGGAUUGUGCGUUCAGCCACUCAAUGUCCCAGAGAAAGAGCGCAACCCCGUGAACGACGACGCUCACGCGCAAACCGAAAAUCAUUGAGAAGGACUCUGAAGGGCGGUCUGACCCCAGAAGAAGCCCAGGCGCUGGGAUUCGACACAUCGGAGAUGCCGGUGUAACGGGACGUCCCGACUGAACCACACUGACGCUUUUACCUUCAGCAGAACUCACCUCAGGACAACAGAAUACCCAAGAUACCAGAGUAAAACCAUCUGUCUAAUGAAACGGCUGAUCAUAUAUUGAGCUACGCUCCCUCUGCUCCGCCUCCUUUAUAUGCGUUUCAUUCUAAGCCACGCCCUCUCAUUACAUCGCACCUCACCAGCCAAUCACAGGCCUGCACUGUGACUUUUUAAAAUCCCUUUAAAAAGACGUCAAACAAAAGGUGAGAAUAUGUUUUUACCCCCGACUGAACACUAACUCAGGGUUUUGACUGUAUUCUUCAUUUUAACUAUUUUUAUUUAAAUCUCAUCUCAAAUAGAAAACAGAGGAGUGAUGAAAUGAAAUCACUUUGUUUGCAUCAGUCAGUUCAGUAAAAUUGUUUUAAUCAGGCUGUGGUCUGAUACUUUGGUUUAUUUAUUGUAAAAUGUAUAAGAUAAGAGCAUUAAAUAUGUUUAUUUUUCCGGUUUCGGACUGUGAAACAGCUUUAAAACACAGACUCGGACGUUUCCACCAUUGGAGUUUAUAAAAAUAUUGUUGAGUUUUAUAUCUUUUGCCAUAUUUUGCCAUAUUCUGGUAUGUUUUAAAUGACGUGGGUCUUUGAUUUUUGAAAAAUGACCCGUUUUAUGACGGCAAAAUGCUGCGAAUCCACUGCUGCCGUUUCUUGUUUUGGUCUCCUGGUUUCUGUAGGUGUCUUUCGGUUCAGAGUGUGUUAUAGUAGAUUUCAAUGUGCCUUUGACACAGAAGGAACUAGAAUAAUAAACUCAUUCAUGUGGUUUGGCCAAACCUAAGGAUUCGUUGCAUCGUACGGUAGAGCUGCGCGAUUAAUAAUUAAAAGAUGGCGAUCUUGAUUCAAACACCCAUGCGAUCUGAUUCGUAAAUGACAAUCAUUCUGCUGUGAAACAAGUGAAGUAUUUAUGAGUGAAUCAUUGAAUCAUUCACUCAAGAUAUUUGUUUAAAAAUGCUGAUUCAUCCAGUAAUGAAACAAGUGAAGUAUUUAUGAGUGAAUCAUUGAAUCAUUCACACAAGAGAUUUGUUAAAAAACGCUGAUUCUUUCAGUAAUUAAACAAGUAUUUUCAUUCACUUGAGAUUCUUUCAAAAACGCUGAUUCUUC